AUGACAUAUUCGCCUUCUCAAAAUCGCCUCUGGCUCAGAGCCCUGCUGUUGCUCGCCACCCUGUCGGGUAUUUUGUCAUCGGCUGUGGCCAAGGAGAUCCCGCCGUAUUCAGGCAAAUACAACGUCGGCGCAACCAAACAGGUCAUUGCCAUCAGCGAGCCAGAUGUAUUUGCCCCCGGGAACGACGAAGGCUCCGACUCGCCCACCCUGCUUUUCGGACCGGGCCUGGGAGGCCCGCCCUGCGAGUGCUACACCCUCCUCCUCUCUGAGCUGGCAUCCAAGGGGUUCACCGUCGCCGCCUUGGACCACACGUACGAGCAGCCAUACGUGCUGUACCCCAACGGCAGCGAGUACUACGGACCGCCGCUCGAGCACGUCUGGAGCACCGAGGAGGCGCUGGCCGCAAUCGAGCACCGCAUAAACGACACCUUCGCCUUCAUCGACGCGUGGCCCAAGCUGGCUAGGAAGCUCGGUUUCGCGUCCACGACGGACAGAUUUGGGACGUUCGGCCACUCCGUCGGCGGCGCGACCGCCCUCGCGUUUGCGCAGCGGGUGGACCAGAGCUUGGUCCCUGCGGGCAUCAACCUGGACGGUGCGUUCUUGGGGAAGCUGGACAGCCCGGCUGCUGACGUCGAGCGCCCGUCUCUGCUGCUCGGCUUCGAGGGACACGCUAGCACCCACUACGACUUGAGUUGGGACACGUACACCGAGGCGCAGUCGAGCUGGUGGCGCGUCAUAGAGGUCAACGGGACUCGGCACCAGGACUGGAGUGACAUAACGUUCUGGAAGGAGCUGGACCCCCCCGUGCAGACUACCACUGGGAACAUAAGCGGCGAGAGGAUGGUUGAGGUUGAGACGUCACUUGUUGCUGGGUUCUUCGACUGGACGCUCUGGGGUAAGGAUCAGGGUGAGCUAUUUGACGAGCCUGAUCUGUUUUACCCGGAAACCGUCCUCGUUUCUGGAGCAGAUGCCACGGUGGAAGAUUUACUGGGACGAUUGGACUCAUAUUGA
Molecule: messenger RNA, 1011 nt
Organism: Diaporthe citri
Lineage: Eukaryota; Fungi; Ascomycota; Sordariomycetes; Diaporthales; Diaporthaceae
Exons: 2
Coding region: 1-1011 (336 amino acids)
Molecular function (GO): 1-alkyl-2-acetylglycerophosphocholine esterase activity
Source: RefSeq, a predicted model, not a curated record